CCAGUAUAAUUCUUCGUCAUCUAGCUAGCUAGCCACCAACCAUGGCAGUAAAUGUGGAGAUCACACGGAAGGCAGUGCUGAGGCCUUCACCGGGGUCUGCAUGGGGCGGCGCCAAGAAGGUUCCCAUCACCGUCUUCGACCGCGCCUCCACCGACGGGUACAUCCCGACGGUCUUCGCGUGGAGCUCGCCGGCGCCUACCAACAACACGCUCAAGGACGGCCUGCUCGCCACCGUCGCAAGCUUCCCACACCUGGCAGGGAGGUUCGCCAUCGACGACCACGGAAGGAAGUGCCUCCACCUCAAUAACGCCGGGGUGCUAGUCAUUGAGGCUACCGCCGGGGCGGACCUCGCUACGGCGUUGGCGCACGACGCCUCCGCCCAUAUCGCCGAGCUAUACCCAAAAGCGAAGAAGGAACAUGCGGACGAGGCUGUCUUCCAGGUGCAGCUGACGCGGUACACGUGCGGUGGGCUUGUAAUCGGCAUGGCCAGCCAUCACCAGGUCGCCGAUGGCCAGUCCAUGAGCGGCUUCUCCGCCUCCUGGGCCACCGCCGUCCGCACUAACUCCGCUGUCCUCCCGUCGCCGUUCCUCGACCGUGGGGCCACCGACAACCCCCGCAGCCCGCCUUUGCCGGUGUUCGAUCACGGAAGCAUCGAGUUCAAGGGCAAGCACAGCUCCAGCCGCUCCUACAGAGUGCUCCCCUUGGACAGGAUCAAGAACCUGGCGGUGCACUUCCCGGGCGAGUUCGUCGCCGAGCUCAAGGCCCGUGUGGGCUUUUCAUGCAGCACGUUCCAGUGCCUCCUUGCGCACGCAUGGAAGAAGGUCACGGCGGCGCGCGACCUGGCCCCGGAUGAUUUCACGCAGGUGAGGGUCGCCGUAAACUGCCGGGGCCGGGAGAAGCCCCCGGUGCCCAUGGACUUCUUCGGAAACAUGGUCCUCUGGGCAUUCCCGAGGAUGCAGGUCCGCGAUCUCCUAUCCUCCAGCUACCCGGCCGUGGUCGGCGUCAUCCGCGACGCCGUUGCGCGCGUGGAUGACGAGUACAUCCAGUCUUUCGUGGACUUCGGGGAGGCGCAGCGCGACGUUAAACUAGCAUCCACGGCGGCAACGCUGGGCAUGGCGUUCUGCCCUGAUCUGGAGGUGGAUAGCUGGCUCGGGUUUGGCUUUCACAACCUUGACUUCGGUGGUGGGCCGCCGUGCGCCUUCCUACCGCCGGACCUUCCCAUCGAUGGAGUAAUGAUCUUGGUGCCGUCGUGCGCAGCCAAGGGUGGCGCCCAUCUGUUUGUGGCUCUUGACAACGAGCACGUAGAAGCCUUCAAGAAGAUUUGCUAUUCCAUUGAGUGAUGAGCGAUGACUGCAAAUUAUAGCCUCCGUUUUCUCAGCUGACUGAGAUCUAACAAAGUUUCAAUCAUAGCAA
Triticum urartu is the source of this 1413-nucleotide messenger RNA. RefSeq names its product tryptamine hydroxycinnamoyltransferase 1. Lineage: Eukaryota; Viridiplantae; Streptophyta; Magnoliopsida; Poales; Poaceae. Gene Ontology annotation, molecular function: acyltransferase activity, transferring groups other than amino-acyl groups. The record is from RefSeq and is a predicted model, not a curated record.